This is a messenger RNA of Homo sapiens (human), 1671 nucleotides long. It is a transcript of the gene ACTRT3, whose product is annotated as actin related protein T3. The transcript has 2 exons. The record is from RefSeq and is marked validated. Gene Ontology annotation, biological process: cytoskeleton organization. Bases 42 to 1160 code for a protein of 372 amino acids. Gene Ontology annotation, cellular component: cytoskeleton; cytoplasm; nucleus. NCBI's taxonomy places the organism in Eukaryota, Metazoa, Chordata, Mammalia, Primates, Hominidae.
AGAGCGGCUCAGAGACAGGAGGCGGCGGCAGCAGCGGCGGCAUGAACCACUGCCAGCUACCGGUGGUGAUCGACAACGGCUCGGGAAUGAUCAAGGCGGGCGUGGCUGGGUGCCGGGAGCCCCAGUUUAUCUACCCGAACAUUAUCGGCCGCGCCAAGGGCCAGAGCCGCGCGGCCCAGGGCGGGCUAGAACUCUGCGUGGGCGACCAAGCUCAGGACUGGAGGAGCUCGCUGUUCAUCAGUUACCCAGUGGAGCGUGGUCUCAUUACUUCAUGGGAGGACAUGGAGAUCAUGUGGAAGCAUAUCUAUGACUAUAACCUAAAGCUGAAGCCGUGUGAUGGCCCAGUCUUGAUUACUGAGCCAGCGCUGAACCCACUGGCCAACCGGCAACAGAUCACGGAAAUGUUUUUUGAGCAUCUGGGUGUUCCUGCCUUCUAUAUGUCCAUCCAGGCUGUGCUGGCUCUCUUUGCUGCUGGCUUCACUACUGGCCUUGUGCUGAAUUCAGGUGCUGGGGUUACCCAGAGUGUGCCCAUCUUUGAGGGUUACUGUCUGCCUCAUGGUGUGCAGCAACUGGAUCUGGCAGGCCUUGACCUCACCAACUACCUCAUGGUGCUAAUGAAGAACCAUGGUAUCAUGUUGCUCAGUGCUUCAGACAGAAAGAUUGUUGAAGACAUCAAGGAGAGCUUUUGUUAUGUGGCAAUGAACUACGAAGAGGAAAUGGCCAAGAAACCCGAUUGUCUAGAGAAAGUUUACCAACUACCUGAUGGGAAGGUCAUCCAGCUCCAUGACCAGCUCUUUUCUUGUCCAGAGGCCCUCUUCUCUCCGUGUCAUAUGAACCUUGAGGCCCCUGGCAUUGAUAAGAUAUGCUUCAGCAGCAUAAUGAAAUGUGAUACAGGCCUGAGGAAUUCCUUCUUUUCCAAUAUUAUCCUUGCCGGGGGAUCAACCUCUUUCCCUGGUUUAGACAAGCGGUUAGUUAAGGAUAUAGCAAAGGUGGCUCCUGCCAACACCGCUGUGCAAGUUAUAGCUCCUCCAGAAAGGAAAAUAUCAGUGUGGAUGGGAGGUUCUAUUCUUGCAUCCUUGUCUGCCUUCCAGGACAUGUGGAUCACUGCUGCAGAAUUUAAAGAAGUUGGACCCAACAUAGUACACCAAAGAUGCUUCUGAAAUACAGAUAAAAUGGUUGGAAGAAAAUGUUUUGAGUAUAUGUGACAGAAAACUUUGGAUAUUAUAUGUUUCUGGGAGAAGAGAAAAUACUUCACCUAUUGGGAUGCCAAUAUUUCUGUUGUAUUUCUAUAAUGGGUUUGGGGGAUAAUAAUGGUGAAGCUCAAGAACAGAUGUCUAUUGAGUAGAACCAAGUUAAAAUAAUGUUUCCCAUAGUGUUUCUUCUAUAACUUGACGUUGGUGAGCUUAUAUUUCCCUUGGAAGAGAGCAUUUGUGGUACAAUAUGCUAUGUGCCAAAUGAGUGAUAAGAUUUAAGCUUAUUGAAGUUUAGGGAAAGAAGGUUGCUGUGGUGAGGAACGAGACUCCAUAGCAGAGGUAUGCCAUCAUGGAAGGGGUGGCAUUGGGAUGGAGCGCAGAUAUCCAGGCAAGCAUACUAAAAUGAACAAGUUGCUAAAGAUGAGAAUGAACAAAGCAUAUUCAGGGCAUGUUUAAUAGACUGAUUUUGUUUUUAAAA